AUAUAAAAAUUAUAGGUACCAAACCGUAAUUUUUGAUUUGGAUACAUGGAUCGAUCCAUAAAUCCACAAAUCCAAUUGGAUUUGGAUCAAAUGGAUUGGAUUUAAAUGGAUUGGAUUAGGUGGAUAUUUUUAAUAGGUUGGUGGAUUGGAUUGAGAAUUGCCACCUCUAAUCCCGAGAACCCAAUCCAUUGGCCUUCGCUCCGCUGCCACCGGAGGCUUAUGCCUUAGUCACAUCAUUGGACCAUGCAUCCAUGAUCCUUAAUCGUUGGAUGCACGCGCAUGCACAUUACUUACAAAAGCUUGCAUCCAAUGUAGUCAAACCGUAGGGUUUUAUGUGUAAGCAAAACGACGAGUAGUAGAAGGUUAAGCGUAUUGGUGAGUCUAUUCCAUCUUAGUGUCGGUUAAUCCCGUCUUUCGUUGAUAAGAAUCAAUACGAUCUUUAUAAGGUUCCUCCUCCGAAUGAAAUUCAAUAGGAUUUUGUCUGCCUCAACGUUUAUACAAAGGACGCCUAGACCCAUCAUCAGCAUGCUAACCGAGUUGUUGGACUGGAACAGUGUUCAGAGUUCAUCGAACAGUAUGUUUCUAUGACUUCAGUAGCUGGGAAGCCAUGGGAGGUCCUCGAUCUGUCCCUGUCCCUUUCAUGACAACUUCCAAAAUUGUUGGCUAGCAAGAUAAGCUGAGGUUGGGUAUUGUCCUGCAUUAAUCUGAUCAAUCAUUGCUCCCAAUGAAGCUCUCCACAAAAGCAAAAGGAUGAAAAAGCAGAGUCCCACAUGGCUUCAACUUCCAUAUUCCAAUGCUGAUAACUUUGUUUUAUUAACUUUUCCAUGAUCAUCAAACUCAUUAGUGGAGAGUUUAUGCCUUCAAUGGACCAACAUUGUAAUGCAAAAAGAUGGAAGAGGGAAAAGAAGAAAAGGCCUUUUUGCCAUUCAGGGAAAUGGCCCUCCACUGUACUUAUAAAACACAUAUGUCAGUUGGUUCAAUCAAUCUCAGCAGCAAGGUGAAGCUCUAUAUGCUUUUUCUCUAUAGUGUUGGAACUGUUCAUUUGUGGCAAAGGACAAUCUGCACUCCUUUCCCUUUGGCUUGUAUGGAAACUGAGGUUGUCUAGAAUUGAGAGAAAAAAGAGGUGAAAUGGAACACAAUAAUGGCAGAAAAGGAUGGGGGUGUUGAUGCUCUCUUUUCAUGGAAAAAGAGUAUGGACAGUGUUGAUAGUGGUCACUUAAUUAAUCAGCAAAAGAAGUGAUGACAAUAAUGCAUUGUUUCACUUGUAUAUUAAGAUAAAAGCAUUUCUUUUUCAUUUACCUAUAUUACUUCGUUGAUUAUAUAAAUUCAGAAAACAUAUCUUAAAUCUUAUUCAUUUUUCAUUCAUGUAUAGUUUUCAAAUAUGAACCACACCGACAAAGACGAAACGUUUUGGUGGCGGAAAGGUAUCCUUAUAAAGGGUUUUGGUUAGGGGCCAUUGGCUCCGGACCAAAGAUGAGUUGAAGUGCAUUGUGUCGUUGAUAGGUUUUGUGAGCUUUCAAUUCUUGAUGGGUCUUAGACGUACUUAUAACUCUCGAUAGAAUUAGGUUCAAACAUGUUUAACGUUAUUUUGAGAUCUUUUGAAAGAAUAACUGGACGUAAAAGAGGAAGAGAUUAUAUAGAGAAAAUAAUAGGAGAUAAAAUUGAAAUGGUUCUUGUUAUUCGAUAAUCUAACAUAAUAUCGAUGAUUACACAUAUAGGGCCCAUCAUCCUAAAUAUGACAAUUACCAUAGUGACCCUUGUACUUCAUCAUCUCCAUUGAGUGGUAUUUAAUGGUUUUGUUUUUCUUCCAAGUCUUGAGAAUUCAAUCCAACACACACAAUUUUCUAUUGUUCUUCCCAUGACACAAGAAGACAGGUGGGUUUCUUCCUUUUCCUUAAUGUCUGGUAGUGUCCUUCCACCUGCUGAAUUAGCAAGUGUGGGAAGAUUAGAAGAUUAAUGGUUGUGCCAAAAUAAUUUCAAUCAUACAUCUAAUCAAAAGACAAAGCAUGCCUAGGUAAUAGCUAUGCAUGCAGCCAAUAAUAGCAAAAACUCCCUUGUCCAAUUUUCUUUGCCUACUAAUACAGCUAAACCUUCCAUUAUCAUAGGGCUAAUUCUAUAAGCCUAAUAAUACAAAAGGUGGCUGCUCUCCUGUUUCAAGUAUAAUAGGAACCUCGAUUAUGGUUGGUUUCACAAGCCUAUACUCUGCCUACUAAUCCAUGAAUUUCUGCAUUAUAUGGUUUGGUACGAAAAUUAUGUUAUUCAGACAGACUCCAUGUAAGAUGAGGGUGAAUUGAAUUCUAUAGUAUACUGGCCAGUCUAGUGGAAGCAUCGGAUUACGGGUCUUAUGAUCUCGAACAAUAUUUGUAUAAAGAUUUCAAAAAUUUGAUCACAAUCCUUCCAAACCAAACAAUUUCGACAGUACAUAAAUUCUUAUGGGCAGUGGUCGGAUGAAAAGAAUGUCCCUCCCCAACUCCCUGGUAAGGGGGAUAAAUUGCAAGCAACCUACUUACCUUGGGGAACUUAUGUGUAGAAGUCUGUCUUUAGAGAAUGACAGAAAGCUGGAGUCACUGGUUACAAACCAAGGUGUCGAGAGUUAAAACUAGAAGAAGAUUGCUUCGAGGGUAACUAUGUCAUGACUAAAUGUAUGAGCAAUCCACCCAAAAAUUGUUUGCUGCCUUAUGAUAAUUUCUACGACUUACAUGCACUCGAUUAGUGACGUAUAUAAAGUUUCUCGGAAUUCAUGUAUUCUACCAACCUUAAUCAUCAUUAAUGACACUGAAAAUGAAGUGUAUAAUGGUGCCUUGGACAUGGUUCUGCCAUUUUUUUUGCCUGCCACUUAUUUUCCCGCCAUAAUCAGUUGUGUCUGUUAGGUCAAUGUUGAUGUUUGUCCUGAAGCCAACAGUGUUGUUUUGAGGAGUGGAAAGAAAGGGAUUUGGGACCAUCGAAACUCUGGAAAAUCUUGGCUGCAAACAGUCACGGGUUUAUAGUCAGUUGUUGUUUUCUGUCCUUCCAAGUUCCAAGCUCAUCCCUUUUUGGAAGUUCAUCCUUCCUUAUACACCAUUAUUCUCUUGACACGAGGAUGGAGAUAGAUUCUUCUAAUAAUUUUACCAACGAGGUAAAUUUGAACACUCUCCGAAGUUUAAGUUAGAGAAAAAAAUUAGAAAUACAUAACUGAAAUUUAGCUCAAUAAUUAACGCGAAUUAAACUUCCAAUAAUAUGUUAACCGGUGCUGGAACUGAAUUAAAUAAGUAGUCACGCCAUUUAGUGACAAACGACAACAGUGAUGAUAAACAGACAAAAUGGAAGCAAACCUUUUCUCUGAUCAAAAUUCCAUCUCCAUCUCCUUGUUUCCCUCUUAUCUCUUCCACUUCAGGAGGGAGGAAACUUCACAUCUUUAUUUGUCAUCUUCCACCUUCAUGAACAUCUGACACUUCUACAGCCAAGCUCUACUCCUCCUUCCUUCCUUCUUCCAUGGCUUCUUCCAUCUCUUCCUCCCAUGAUGAAGAGACACCUGACAUUGAAUCAACAAAAUCAGUUGUGUCAUCCAUCACUGACCACAUUCACCAGCUCAUUUCCAGUCCUUCAUCAUGGAAUUCCCUCAAGUCAGCUUCCACUUCCAGGCUCAGCAACAUUGUCCAGCAAAACCAGGAGAACCAUUUUGAACUCUCAGAACACUCGGUCAUCUCAAACCUCUACUGGGGAAUUGAAGCCAUUGACUCAGCAAUGCAGGCACAGGAAGUUGAGGAGGGAAGAACAAGCGGGUUGAAGAAGGCAGAAUCAAUGCUUCAAGUUCCUGCAUUGCUUGAAGAGGAUGGUGUCACAGCUGGAAUUCACAACCAGUACUUAAUCUGCUGCUCAUACUUCUUUCUGUCAGUUGUGAAGAAGCUGCAGAAUGAUGAAUGGCAGGUUGCCCUCCACUUCUUCCAGGCGGUAAUGGUCUCUCCGAGGCUCGUUAGGGUCGAAUUCGCUCCUCGUGUUUGUGAAGACCUCUUUCAUGAAUCUUGCAAUGACGAGGAUGUGAGGAGGAUGGCUAGAAGGUAUAAGCACAGGUUGAUGUAUUAUCAGGUGAUGUUGUAUGGAGAUGUUGGGAAAGGUUCCGUUGAACAUAAACCUCAAUCCUUUAGGCAACUGCUGAGCUGGAGAAAUGAUCCUUUGGAAACUUACUGUAAUAAGCUAGUCCAGUAUGAGAAGGUGCAUCCAUUUGAUUCACAAAGCUGUGAAAUUGAAGAAGUUGAGGAUUAUCAACCUCAGAAGUUGGAUGUCAAGAAGGAUACAUUUAGAAAGGAUAAAAGCACAAGAAGCCUGCAGGAAGUACUGAUGGAAUCCGAAUCAGAUACCGAGACUACUUCAGUAAGUUCAUGCUGCAACUAUCAUGUGGAAGAAGGUGGUGAUCACCCUGAGGAAACCAUUAAUGAAGGCUCAAUAAGAUAUAUCAAGGGAAGUGAAGAUAAUCAGUUCAGCUUAGUUAACCCAUGUGAAUAUAAAUCACUUCCUCUACUGGUAAAUGAAGAAAAGCCUAAAAUCACUUCUGGCAGAAUAGUUUGUUCCGUUGGACAUAGAGACAGAAAGACAGAUUCUUUGUUGAGUUGCUAUGCAGAAGAUGAUCAUCAUGGGAGAAUCACCAUGGAAGACCUGAGAAGAGGCAUGAUGGGGAAGAAUGAGAAGGACAAGAAGAAAAAACACAAGAAAAAGAAGAAGAAUUUGCUUACUGGAAGAGACUUCAGCAGCCAACUCGCAAUGCAUAAUAAUGAACAAGGUUCUGAAACUGAGCUAGUCCUAUUACUCGAAAAGGCGAUUUCUAGGCUAUGCUUCUCAGAAGAAGAAGAAGACUAUGACUAUGCAAUUCAAGUCACAACCAUCUAUGAAAUGCUGAGCAAGAAAAGGGGAGUGAAGUACAACAUGCUUAAAAAUGUGAUCCUUGAUCAACUAUUAGUAGCAAUUUCAACGUCCAAGGAAGAAAGAGUAAUAAGAGCAUCAGUCUCAAUCCUCUCAACUAUAGUACUAGUCAAUAACUCGGCUGUGGAAGAGAUCAAGAGAAAAGGAUUGAGCUUAUACAAUCUAGCUACUGCUCUCAAACAAAAGGUUCAUGAAGCAGCCAUUCUCAUCUACUUGAUAAACCCAUCUCCAACUGAGAUCAAGACACUUGAACUCCUACCAGCAUUGGUGGAAGUUGUCUGCACUUGUUCAAAGCCAAUGCUGACGACAACGAUGAGAUCAUGCCAGCUUGUGCUGACACCUCCUGCAGCAUCACUGAUGAUCAUGGAGGUUUUGGUUACUGCAUUCGACUGUGAUACGAAUAAUAUGCACCUGGAAUCUAUCAACUCUCCUCAAGUUUUAGGGAGGCUUGUGGAAGUUGCAAAGAUGGGCAGUUUUGAUGAGCAUGUGGUGUCAUUGGCUAGGAUUCUUGUAAAGUGCAUGCAGUUUGGCGGAGAUUGCAGGAGAUACAUAUCGGAAUCUGUUCCGUUAGAUGCAUUCGCAUGUCUAUUACAGAGAAAGGAGAAGAGGGCUAAGCUUUCUGCUCUUGAGUUCUUCCAGGAAAUCCUUUGCAUUCCAAGAUCAUCAGCUACCAGCUUAUUGCAAGGGAAAAAUAAAGGAAUAUUUGGCAGCAGCAACCUUAUGCAAAUACUUCUAGACUGCAUACAAGAAAUUGAAACUGAUCACAAACUUCUAGCAGCAAGUCUGUUACUUCAGUUAGACACCCUGGAAGACUCAUCCAACAAAAGCAUGUUCACAGAAGAGGCAUUGAAAGUCAUCCUCAAUGGACUGUCAAAUGAACAAAGCUCCACAUCACAACAGUUAGCUGCAUUCAUUCUUGCAAACAUUGGAGGAACAUAUGCUUGGAAUGGAGAGCCAUACACGUCAGUGUGGUUAGUGAAAAAGGGAGGGUUGACCUCGUUGACCCACAGGAAUCUGGUGAAGAACUUCAAUCAGUUAGACCAGACCCUGCAGGACAUAGGUAUUGAUCCAUGGUGUGCCAAGAUAACAAAGCGGGUUGUGGACAUGGGAAAGCCUGUGUUCCAAGCUCUAGCCACUGGUCUAAGAAGCAAGAUCAAGAGGGUUCGUCUCAACUCUCUCACGGCCAUUUCUUGGAUUGGAUGUGAGAUUGGAAAGUACCCAAAUAGUAUAAGAUACUCUGCCUGUGAGAUUUUGCUUAGUGGAUUGGAGCAAUUCUUGCACCCUGGGAUGGAGCUUGAACAUAGGUUCCUAGCUUGUAUGUGCAUUUAUAACUAUGCUUCUGGCAAAGGAAUGCAGAAGCUUAUUAACUUCUCAGAAGGGGUGAGAGAGUCAUUGAGAAGGUUGUCCAGUGUGACAUGGAUGGCUGAGGAACUACAUAGAGUGGCUGACUAUUACUUGCCCAACAGAUCACGGAUUUCUUGUGUGCACACGCAAGUUCUGGAGGCUAAACACAGCCGCAGUGGAGCAGUGACUGCCCUCAUUUACUACAAAGGUCUUCUGUUCAGUGGAUAUUCAGAUGGCUCGAUCAAGGUUUGGGAAAUCAAGGACCAGACUGCCUCACUUGCAUUUGAGAUGAAAGAACAUAGAAAGGCAGUGACUUGUUUCUCACUGUUGGAACAUGGGGAGAGUCUUCUCAGUGGCUCUGCUGAUAAAACCAUAAGGGUCUGGCAAAUGGUGCAAAGGAAGCUUGAAUGCAUCGAAGUCAUAUCAGUAAAUGAAUCCAUAAGAAAGCUGGAAACGUAUGGUCACAUGGUGUUUGCCAUCACACAUAGCCAUGGAAUAAAGGUUUUUGAUUCAUCUAGAACAGCCAAUGAUAUAUGCAAGUCGAAGAAAGUGAAAACCAUGACAACUUCAAUUCAGGGCAAGAUUUACCUGGGCUGCAAGGAUGCAAGCAUUCAGGAGUUCAGCAUAACAAGCAACAGGGAGAGAGAAAUCAAAGCUCCAGUGAAGAAUUGGAUGAUGCAAAGCAAACCCAUCAACUCAAUAGUAGUGUACAAAGACUGGCUCUAUACUGCUGGCUCGUUAGUUGAAGGUUCAAAAGUUAAGGAAUGGAGAACAAACUGUAGGCCACAGGUUUCCAUGGUGGCAGAGAAAGGCAAGAGUGUGGUGGCCAUGGAAGUUGUGGAAGACUUCAUAUACUUGAAUUGCAGCUCUUCAACCAGCUCGCUUCAAAUUUGGCUGAGAGGGACACAGCAGAAAGUUGGCAGAAUAUCUGCAGGGAGCAAAAUAACUAGCCUUCUCUGUGCCAAUGAUAUUGUUCUCUGUGGUACUGAGAAAGGACUUAUCAAGGGAUGGAUACCUCUUUAAUGCAACAGCAGAGUUUCCAAUUAUGGGGGUUUUUUUUUUGUUCAUUUCAAAGGCUUGGUUUGGUUACAUUAUAGUUCACUUUGUAAAUAGUUUAGCAUACAAUACAAGAGAGGAGGUUGCCUGAAAAUAAUUGUGAUGUGUAUUA
This is a messenger RNA of Linum trigynum, 7408 nucleotides long. The record is from the annotation of a GenBank genome assembly. Lineage: Eukaryota; Viridiplantae; Streptophyta; Magnoliopsida; Malpighiales; Linaceae.